Aspergillus alliaceus is the source of this 1816-nucleotide messenger RNA. Its product is annotated as DNA primase subunit PRI2. Gene Ontology annotation, cellular component: alpha DNA polymerase:primase complex. The coding region runs from base 197 to 1699 and encodes 500 amino acids. Gene Ontology annotation, biological process: DNA replication, synthesis of primer. The transcript is spliced from 3 exons. Lineage: Eukaryota; Fungi; Ascomycota; Eurotiomycetes; Eurotiales; Aspergillaceae. The record is from RefSeq and is a predicted model, not a curated record.
GUUACAUGGACCCUCCACUCGGACAAAUACCUAUGCUUUCCCUCGGCUAGUGUGGGCCAAUCCACUUAAUCCUCACGUGAUAUCAAACGCGUGCAGAUCGCGUGUCGCGUCGGAGCAAUCGCAUAGAGACCUGGUUGUCAAGGGACGCCGUACACGUCCUCAACUGACAUAGAAUUACAUCCUGUGUGGCCUCAAAAUGAUUCGGCAGGAUUUCCACAGAAUUGAUCCAAAGAGGAGAGCAACUCUCGAUCACAAGAAAAAACAAUUUGCUACUCCAACUUUCAAACAACAAGAUUACCCGCAUCGCUUAAACUUCUAUGAAGUCCCACCGACCGCGGAGAUUACUCUCGAGCAGUUUGAGCAAUGGGCUAUCGAUCGUUUGAAGGUCCUGGCUGAAAUUGAAGCCUGUUCUUAUAGGAACAAAUCGCCCUCCGAGACCGAAGCGCAUAUCACGCCCCUCCUCCAGAAAUUUCUUCCACUAUCCGCGAACACUUCGUCAUCGCUCGGCGCGGCCGAUCAACGCCUGAAAAAUGAACGUCAGAAGGAUCAUUAUUCGCACUUCAUCCUUCGGUUGGCCUUUUCCGCCACGGAGGACCUCCGUCGGCGAUUCGCGCGAGCUGAAACUAUGCUUUUCAGGUUUCGGUUCCAAAAAGACGACUCAAGGGAGAAACGUGCUUUUAUAGAAAGCCUUAAUCUCGACUGGGAACCGGUUAGUGAUGAAGAGAAGCGCGAGCUCUCCGAACAUCUAGUAAGCGCAACACCGGGUUUACGCCGUGUCGACGAGGAAUCUUGGUAUAAGGUUGAUUGGGAGAGGGUCCCGGAGUUGGUAGAGAGGCGGUCUGUUUUCUUAUCCAAAGGAAAAGCGUACGUUCCAGGAAGAGAGCAGCUGAGCAUGAUCAUUGCUGAAUUUACUGCUCGAUUGGAGCGCGCUUUAGAGCUCACAAGUCGAGCACUACCACGGCUGGACGAAGAUGAUCGCCUUACUCCAAUUUUAAGUCACUUGUCGAAGAACUUCGGAAGCGCCGAGUCAGUAUACUCCGAGGGAGAGGGAUUUGUUGACGGUGCUCCGAUCACUGCGAACAAUAUCGAUCAACUUUCCCAACACUUCCCUCUCUGUAUGCGCAGUUUACAUAUGUCACUGCGCAAGAACAAUCACUUGAAGCACUACGGUCGACUUCAAUAUACCCUCUUCCUGAAAGGAAUCGGUUUAUCGCUGGAGGAGUGUAUUCUUUUCUGGCGUCAAUCGUUCAAAGGAUUUACAGACGACGAAUUCAAUUCCCGGUACAAGUACAAUAUUCGCCACGCCUAUGGUGACGUGGGUGGUGAUUCCAACCGCAGAGGCCGUGGAUACCCUCCUUACUCAUGCCAAAAGAUUCUUGGAGACUCGAAUCCCGGAGUUGGCCAGACUCAUGGCUGCCCAUACCGUCAUUUUUCCGUCGACAACCUCAUCGGACUUCUUCAGUCUACCGGCGUUACGGACAGAGAAUUGCUACGUGGGGUGCGAGAGGAUGUGGAGAAGACUCGUUAUCAUAUUGCUUGCAACAGAGUGUUCGAGUGGACGCACAAGGCGGAGAUCAAGCGAGUAAAAGAAGAUGGAACUUGGAAUCAGACCGAUCUGGACACUAUUGUUCACCCAAACACAUACUUCAAGCGCAGUUAUCUCCUCAAGCAGGUGGGGAAAGCGCCAAAGAAAGCUUAAAAGCUUGUUGAAUGUAUUUUACGAAGCUCAUGUGGUUCUUUUUGCCUUUCAGUUCGUUUGCUUCUCCCUUGCAAACAUUCACUCAUGAGGCGUUGAUGGGUUCGGGAUCUUUAAAGC